AAAUUUAAAAUUAAAAUUGAAAUUGCGCGUCUUUGUGUACUGUUGUUUUUUUUAAUCAAGAAUUUUAUUUCAAUUUUAUUACAAAUUUUGAAAAAAACAAAAAUCAUGCCUAAUCCUGUUGAUCCGGAAAAACGAGAAGUCCGUUCAUUUCUCGUCUCCAGAGAUCCAAGUAUUGAUAGGCGCUAUCGUCCGUGUCCCGAACGUCAAGUAGCCCUAUUCCAGAAUUUAGAAGAAGAAGAGGAAGAUGAAGAUGAUCAAGCUUCCGAUGAUAGUGUCUCUGUUGCUAGCACAGUUGCUGAACAAGAGGGUGCCCUAAUUUACCUCCGCAUGCGUCCUCUACCCAACGAAACACCCUGCACAAGUUACAGAAUUCUAGGUAAUGUUUUGGUCACCUCUCAACUAGACAAUAGUGGCAAUACUGUAAAAAAUCAAAUGGAAAAACAUUUCACUUUUAGUGAAAUAUUUGACAAUGCCAUUGACCAACAUGCAAUAUAUGAGAAAUGUAUAAGAAAUAAAAUUGAGCUAGAAGAAAGCUUUACUAUUUUUACAUAUGGAACUUCGGGUUCGGGGAAGACACACACUUUGCUCGGUGAUUUAGACAAACCGGGUAUAAUUCCACGAGCUAUUGAAAAUGUAUUCACUUUGUAUGCUAGCAAUUUGUAUCCCCAACCAGCUGCCAAAGUGGUUAACGCUGUUGUAACAAUUCUCGAUGAUGAAUCGAUGCGGAAAGAAAUGCUUCUCCGUCAGACUAUUAUCUCUGCAUGCAACGACGUUCAGUCGGUUUAUAAUCGUGUUCAGCAAAAGAUUGCUUCUGAACAUGGCUUUAGCACAACGGUGUUGGAAAAUAACUCGGUAAUAAUAUGGGUUUCCUUUGUGGAAAUCUACAAUGAGUUGGUUUAUGAUCUUUUGAGUCCUAUUGCCCCAUCGGCAACGACCAGAAGACAAAGUCACAAGAUUGUCUCAAAUGAUGGAAAAGUAUUUAUUAAAGAUCUUACUUCUGUCCAUGCCAAAAUGGCAUCAGACGCUUAUAAACUGCUUACAUUUGGUUUGCAAAAGGUUAAAUAUGCAUCGACAGCGAUUAAUUCGAAUUCAAGUCGAUCGCAUUGUAUAUUUUUCCUUGAUAUUAUUAAGUUUUCCCAUCCGGGAACAUUUACUUUGACUUCGUAUAAAUUUUGUGAUUUAGCUGGUUCGGAGCGGCUAAGUAAAACGGGAAAUGUUGGAAAUCGUCUUAAAGAAGCUCAACGUAUUAAUACUUCUUUGAUGGUCUUGGGACGUUGUUUAGAUGCAGCUAAUAAUAAUCAAAAGAAGAAAAAUGCAGAUGUGAUUCCAUUUAGAGAAUCUAAAUUAACAAUGUUAUUGCAAUCUGCACUUUUGGGUAAAGAGAAAUUAUGCAUGGUUGUGAAUAUUAAUCCGUCGGAUAAAUAUUUUGAGGAAAAUAUGAAAGUAUUGGGUUUCGCAUCGAUUGCAAAGAAUAUUGUUUUUAAACAACCUAUAUCGAAGACUGAACGUAGUGCAAGGUAUUCAUGGUUUGUUGUGCAUGCUGCACAGGAUAAGAGAUCGACAGCGGCAGAAGAUACGAGUCAGUUGGAUGCACUAUUGGAGGAGAAUUUUACACUACGAAAUGAAAUUGAAAGUCUGACGGCUAAAGUGUCGCGCUUAGAAAAAGCACUGAGUCAACAAGAAUACGAUUUACGUAAUCAAUUAGUAAAUAACUUCCAAAAAUCUUUGGAACAUAGAAAUCGUGCUUGGGAAGAUCGACUAGCAACAGAAAUCGAAAUGGUAAAGCAGAGAUAUGAGAACAAGAUUGAAGCUCUAAAAGCUGAACAUGCUCGUGAUUUGGAAGAUUUGAACGAAGAAGAAGGUCAACCGAAGAAACGGAGAGCUACUUUGGGCGAUUAGUAUUGAAAAUUGUCCUUAAUUUUAAUUUUAUCAAUGUUUUGUUUUAUUUUGAAUAAAAAAUAUAUUUAUUAUUCAUUA
Messenger RNA from Episyrphus balteatus (marmalade hoverfly), 1977 nucleotides. RefSeq names its product kinesin-like protein subito (gene sub). Gene Ontology annotation, biological process: microtubule-based movement. The record is from RefSeq and is a predicted model, not a curated record. NCBI's taxonomy places the organism in Eukaryota, Metazoa, Arthropoda, Insecta, Diptera, Syrphidae. The transcript has 3 exons. Gene Ontology annotation, cellular component: kinesin complex; nucleus; microtubule. Gene Ontology annotation, molecular function: microtubule binding; ATP hydrolysis activity; microtubule motor activity. Bases 106 to 1899 code for a protein of 597 amino acids.